This is a messenger RNA of Saccharomyces cerevisiae S288C, 450 nucleotides long. It is a transcript of the gene AQY2, whose product is annotated as Aqy2p. The coding region runs from base 1 to 450 and encodes 149 amino acids. The record is from RefSeq and is marked reviewed. Gene Ontology annotation, cellular component: endoplasmic reticulum membrane; plasma membrane. Lineage: Eukaryota; Fungi; Ascomycota; Saccharomycetes; Saccharomycetales; Saccharomycetaceae. The transcript has a single exon.
AUGUCUAACGAAUCUAACGACCUUGAAAAAAACAUUUCGCACUUGGACCCGACCGGUGUUGACAAUGCUUAUAUUCCACCUGAACAGCCGGAAACGAAGCAUUCGCGUUUUAAUAUUGACAGAGAUACCUUAAGAAACCACUUUAUCGCUGCUGUGGGUGAGUUUUGCGGUACCUUCAUGUUUUUAUGGUGUGCUUACGUCAUUUGUAAUGUCGCUAACCAUGAUGUGGCUUUGACAACCGAGCCUGAGGGCUCUCAUCCAGGUCAAUUGAUCAUGAUUGCCCUUGGUUUCGGUUUCUCUGUGAUGUUUUCUAUCUGGUGUUUCUGGUGGGGCUUUGAACCCAGCCGUUUCUCUCUCUUUGUGUUUGGCCAGAGCCAUCUCACCAGCCAGAUGUGUAGUGAUGUGGUUUCCUCAGAUCAUUGCUGGGAUGGCUGCUGGUGGUGCCGCUAG